UGCUGUUUGUUCACUUUCAAGUGUCCGCAGAAAAGUCUGAUCCAAUGAGCGCCUCCAAAGACUGCCCCCUUCGGAGGAGAGGUUGAGUUUCCAUAUUUGUUACACAGGACGAAAAUGCAUAAAGUCCACAGAAGGCAGCAGUCGAGUCAGCACACACAGGUGGAGAAUGGGAAUGGGUCAUGACCAGGAGGAGUUUGCAAUGAGUGGACUUGUAGGAUUGUUUUAAGUUUGGAUUAUGCUCGUCAUCCUCAUUUGUAGCUCUCACCGUUUCCACUGAGCUUGCAGACUCAAUACAGUUUAUUCCUCAUUUUGCUCCUGCAUUCUUUAAUGAAUGCAAACAUCGUCAUGUUUAUCAGAACAUCUUUUCUCCUUUACUUUGUGGUGGUACUUUUAAAACUUGCUCGGUGCAUGGAAAGUGAACUUUGCUUCCCGAUUAAACUGGAUAACCCCAACCAUGACAGGAGAUACUCUGACAACGACGUGGACAUCCUUAAAGGAAAACGUGUCAUCAAAAUAGAAGCUUUUCAUCAGGAAUUAGUGAUCGAUUUGCAACAGGACUCACAUUUCAUCGCUCCAUCCAUCUCUAACCAAGACGCACAAAGGAUCUCCAACGAGGACGCAACAGCUGAUCUGAGCCGGUGUUUUUACUCCGGAUAUGUGAAUUCAGACCCGUAUUCUUACGCUGCUCUGAGCCUCUGCAAAGGUUUACAGGGUGCAUUUGGCUUUCAAGGAUGGGAAUAUUUUAUCAGCCCGGUGCAAAAUGACACCACAAGCGCUGAGAGCGCGCACAUCAUCCGGCGCCGAACCAGCAACAAUCUGAAGCUCAAUUCCACCUCCCGGUGCGCAGUGGACAGCGACAUCAGUGUCCAGCUUGCGCAAUCAUUGGAGAAAUACAGACGAAUGAGAGAUUACAACAAUGUGACUGAAACGAUGCUGAGGAGGAUGGGGAGAUCCAAGAGGUUCGCUUCAGUGCCGAGGUACGUGGAGACGCUCGUGGUAGCAGACGAGUCUAUGGCACAGUUCCACGGAGAUGACCUGAAACAUUACCUCCUGACACUGAUGUCAGUGGCAGCCAGGCUCUACAAACACCCCAGUAUUCUCAACUCCAUUAGCAUCGCAGUGGUAAAGAUCAUGAUUAUAACCGAGGAGGACAAAGGACCCAAAGUUUCCGGGAACGCAGCCAUGACCCUGCGUAACUUCUGCACCUGGCAAAAGAAGCUGAACAAGAACAACGACAAGCACCCGGACUACUGGGACACGGCAAUCCUUUUUACUAGACAGGACCUGUGUGGAGCCUCCACCUGUGACACUCUGGGCAUGGCGGACGUCGGCACUAUGUGCGACCCCAAGAGAAGCUGUUCUGUAAUCGAAGAUGACGGCCUCCCCUCGGCUUUCACUACCGCACACGAGCUUGGACAUGUGUUCAACAUGCCCCACGACAACGUGAAGGCCUGUGAAGACGUGUUUGGAAAACUGCAGGACAACCACAUGAUGUCUCCAACUCUAAUCCAGAUCAACCGCACCAGCCCCUGGUCCCCCUGCAGUGCUGCCAUCAUCACUGAAUUCCUGGACAGCGGACACGGAGAAUGUUUGCUCGACCAGCCUCAGAAACCGAUGGUCCUCCCUGACAUCCUGCCAGGAGCUGCCUACAAUGUUGACCGUCAGUGUGAGCUCGCGUUUGGAGAAGGAUCCAAGCCCUGUCCAUUUAUGCAGCCACCAUGUGGUCGCCUGUGGUGCACAGGAAAGUCAAAUGGCCAUUUGGUGUGUAUGACUCGUCAUUUCCCCUGGGCUGAUGGCACCCACUGUGGGGAAGAACAAGUCUGCGACCGAGGGAUCUGCUCAAACAAACAAGUGCAGGGUGCAAAGGUGGAUGGGCGCUGGGGAAAGUGGGGCCCAUUUGGUUCCUGCUCACGCACAUGUGGAGGUGGCGUUCAGCUGUCUAAAAGAGAGUGUAACAACCCAAUUCCGUCAAAUGGGGGUAAAUACUGCCAAGGGGUUCGGGUCAAAUACCGCUCCUGCAACCUGAACCGCUGCCCUGACACAGGUAAGACUUACCGUGAGGAGCAGUGUGAGAGCAGUGGACGCAAUUUCAACAGUAACAGAAUCGCCCACUCUGUGGUGUGGGUGCCAAAGUACUCUGGAGUAUCCACCAAUGACAGAUGUAAACUCAUCUGUCGGGCUAAUGGCACCGGCUACUUCUACGUCCUGUCACCCAAGGUUGUGGAUGGAACUCCAUGUUCACCAGACUCCACUGGAGUGUGUGUCCAAGGAAAGUGCAUCAAGGCCGGCUGUGAUGGAAAAAUUGGCUCCAACAAGAAGUUUGAUAAGUGUGGAAUCUGCGGAGGUGAUAACAAAGGCUGCAAGAAGGUGUCGGGACUCUUCACAAAGCCUGAGCAUGGCUACAACUUUGUAGUCAUGUUGCCAGUGGGUGCAGCCAACAUAGACAUCCGUCAGCGAGGCUACAAGGGAAUGAUGAGUGAUGACAACUACUUGGCGGUAAAGAACAGUGAGGGCCAUUACCUGCUCAAUGGAAACUACAUCGUUUCAGCCGGGGAGAGGGACAUUAUUGUGAAGAACAGUCUUCUGCGCUACAGUGGCACAGCCGGACUUUCAGAGACUCUGCAGGCUGUGAAGCCUUUAGGAGAAACCCUGACUGUAGAGGUGCUAUGUGCAGGUCAGAUGACACCUCCUCGCAUCCGCUACUCCUUCUACCUCGCCCGGCAAACCAAGGAGGACAAGACUGUGAAGAAGGAGGAGCGCGUGAAUUCCCCUAACAGUGUCCUGGCUGAGGAUGGCAUCAAGGAGAAAGGUGGUGACAUCCUGAAGAAGUCGUACAGCAAAGUGGAUCCUGUUCUUGGGAAAUGGAUAAACACCAAUUGGGACCGGUGCUCAGUGACCUGUGGCAGUGGUAUCCAAAGAAGGAUGGUUCAGUGUCUUAGACCGGACGGGAAGCCAGGGGUGGACUGUGAUCCUACUCAAAGACCCCCAGCCACUAGGGUUUGUGGAGACCCCUGUCCUGAGUGGUUUAUUGGGCAGUGGUCGCCUUGUUCCAGAACCUGUGGGAAAGGCUUCAAGAGACGACCACUGCAGUGCAAAACCCAAACUGGACACCUACUCCCCAGAGACCACUGCCAAGGCUUACGUAAACCACAGGAGCUGGACUUCUGUAACCUAAGCCCAUGCUAGUAACUUAAAUUUACAGACUCUUUGUUUUAAAUGGACUAAACUGAAUCCACCAGCAAGUAUCAAACACACUCUGUGUCUGUAAGGUGCAGAUUUUCCACCUGCAUCAUGAGACACUUGCUUGGAAGAACUACAAGAAUAUUUAAAACUGCAGGAUGAAUGCUGGAAGAUAUUUUUAUAGCCAUCACUCUGGUUUCAAAUGACAAUACCCAGGUCUUAUUCUGAUGGCAACAGAACAAUUGGAAGGCCAAGUGACUUUUGCAAAAUUGCCUCUACCGUCAGCAGACAUAGAAUGACAAUCAAUCUAGAGUAUCUAAUGAGUCUGGACACCAUUUAAAUUCAUUAUUUUUGAAGUGCAGGGUUGAAAGUUUUGGUUCAGGCCUGCAAAAGAAUUCAUCAAGCCUUUUAGCUGUCCAGGAAAUACUCAUUAAUUUUUCAAGAAGCUAAUACACUAGUACUGGUAGUUAUAACAGAAACUGGACUACAAGGUAAUGCCCAUGGGCUGCACAACACUUUACACACAAAGGACAAUAUAUCUGUUGCUCUGCAUAAUGUACCCUUUUACUCAUCUUUUAGGAUAUUUUCUGUGUCCUCACUAUUAAUUGCCCUUCCCAUAGAGAUUCAAAUCUCUGGACCUGAGUAUUUGCUGCUAGAGAGUUUCCCUUAGAAACAGCAUGAGAAUGAGCAUAUGUUAUUGAUGGAAAAUCAUCUAAACAUUUUAGAGCUUUGAUAAACACUGUGCUGUCAGCAAGUGCCAUCAUCACAUGACAAUUUAGCUAGAGAAAGUACAGCACAGGAAGGAGAUAUAAAAAUGUAGUGUCAUUGACUGUAUAUCAACAUGAACAACUCUCACAUCUCCUACUCUUAAGGUGAAGCCAAAUGUCUUUACAAUGGACGCUAACAUAUUGUUCUGAUGACAACCUUUGGAGCCAAGAUGUGCAAAAGAGAUUGGUUUGUAAAGCAGUGGGGCUGACACCAUGCCUCUUGUGCUAAGCAUACUAUACAUUCAACUUCAAGCAUUAAAGAGUGACUAAACCCUUAGAACUUUUUUUCAGAUCAAAAUGCCUGUACAGAACUGUGCCGAACAUUGAGGCACGUUUGCAUCAAAAAUUGAGGCUGAAGUAAGGCGUAGAAGUGGUGAGUAAGAAGCCUGAAGGCACCAUCAAGCAUAGAUUGACACAAGCCUGGUUGUGCUCUGGAUUUCCAUGCAUAUCCCCAGGGGCAUGAAAAAUAACCUGUUGGAAAAAAAAAAAAAUCCAACAAUUUUAAAACUGUUGGCGGUCUCUGGGUGAAAAGGCCCAGACAAAAGAGAUUCUUGACCUUGGCUAGCCCCAGGUUUUGGCACAUUGGGCCCCAUGAUGAAUCCUUAGUGACUGACUUAUGCGCAUAACUGUAGAUGGGUAUUUAGUAGCACUGCUGAUCAGUCAGAUCCAAAUUUUGGCACUUGAGCACAGAGAACUUAAAUCCUUCAUUUAAAAAAAAAAUGUGCACAGCAACUGCCCUCUACACGUUUAAUCUGUCUACUGCAACUGAAUUAUCCAAAUACUUUUCUACUGGCUGAUCUGGUGGGCUCUAAAUAUUUUGGCCUUAAAUCCAGGCAGCUAUUGAUGAAUCCAUCUUCAUAUGCAGUCUGUGUAUUGGAUUGGCACACUGAGUAGUGAUACUGCAUUUUACUGGUGAUAUGGGUGAUGCUGGUAUUGGAUUGGAAAAUAUUUUUAGACACGAAAACCUACAAUUGGAUCAAAAAAUGAUGUGCUGCAGCAUUACUUAUCCAAUCUAAAAUUAUUUCCUAAAAUCUUUUAGCUAUAGCAAAUCAAAGCCAGUACAAUGAGGAACAGGUUUCUGCCACAAAAGUGACCAAUGUAUCCCUUAAAUCCUAGACAAAAUAGACUUUGUUGUUACAGCCAGCAUUUCUCCUUGUGUACUAAAAGCUCCCUGAUUUGUAGACCACACCAGAUAUGAAGUCACCCUGGUGGCUCUGAGGACAGAUCCGACGACACCAAGCAGCACAGGAAACAAUGGCGAGUGUUCUCUCUCCCUGUCGGCUGCUAGGCUGCCAGCUCGGUGACUUCAUCAGGCUGCUCCGAACAAAGUGCAGCUCAUCAUAUAGGCUCACACAUGUAGCCACACAAGGGUUUGAUUCCUGCCUCAUGUGUGCAGCAUGUUUGAUCGCCUCCCUCACUUCCUUUAUUAUACGACCACAACAAUGAUCCUCUCAGUUCAUAAUGUUCUGACAUGUGAAGUCAUGCCUGUCUGGCACAGUUAUAACAGAUAAUUUAUUAUCAAUGAAACAAUUAAGCAGAGAGGGGAAGGAGAAAAAAAACUGGCAGGCCUUCUGUUGCGCUGCACAGACGAGUGUUUUCCUGGAUCUCUUUGUUCACGUCCCCGUGGUGUAAGCCAAGCUGUUCUUUCUACACACUCCAUGACAUCCUGUAAUCCAUUAUAUUCUAGUUUCUUUCUUAAAGGGGCCUCAUUGUCCAGUCAAACCUCUGACUAAAGGAUGGAUCCUACAUAAGUUGGAUUAUCACUUUCUUUUAUUUUAUUUCAGCUUUUGCACUUUGUACAGCAAAAGAAACUUAUGACCUGCAUGGGCUGUAUUGUAUACUAUGUAUACAUUUAUUCAGCUCUGUGCAAAAAUAAUGUAAAUACUGUUUUUUUAUCCUCUUUUUUACACAGGCAUUUGUAGGACUUAUGUCUUUGAUUUAAGUAUAUUUAUU
Molecule: messenger RNA, 5900 nt
Organism: Cheilinus undulatus (humphead wrasse)
Lineage: Eukaryota; Metazoa; Chordata; Actinopteri; Labriformes; Labridae
Product: A disintegrin and metalloproteinase with thrombospondin motifs 15-like
Exons: 8
Coding region: 328-3186 (952 amino acids)
Biological process (GO): extracellular matrix organization; proteolysis
Molecular function (GO): metalloendopeptidase activity; zinc ion binding
Source: RefSeq, a predicted model, not a curated record